This is a messenger RNA of Monodelphis domestica (gray short-tailed opossum), 1953 nucleotides long. It is a transcript of the gene EEF2KMT, whose product is annotated as eukaryotic elongation factor 2 lysine methyltransferase. The record is from RefSeq and is a predicted model, not a curated record. Gene Ontology annotation, cellular component: protein-containing complex. Lineage: Eukaryota; Metazoa; Chordata; Mammalia; Didelphimorphia; Didelphidae.
CACCUCCAAGUCAAAUACCCUAUCACAGAUCUAGCCUCUGAAGUAGACGCCUGCCCCCGACGCCAAAUAUCCGCGCCGCAGGCCCCGCCUUCAAAACCAACGCUUAUUCCCUGGGCCGUUAAGCUCCUCCCUGGCCUCGAAAGCACCGUACUGCGUUACUGCCGCGCGCACCGCAACUACGGGAGAGAGCAUGGCCUCCUCGCCCUUAAUCGACGGUUUCGAGCGCCGCUUUUUGGCGGCGCGGCCUCUCCCGUCCUUCCCCUGGAGGAGCCUUGAAGAGAAAUUAAAGAAUUCAUUGGAUUCUGAGCUGCUGCUGAAUAUUUUGAAAAAGACUGUCCUACAUCCACUGUGUGUGAAACAUCCUCCAUCCAUGAAAUAUACUCGGUGCUUCCUCUCUGAGCUAAUUAAGAAGCAUGAAGCUGCUCACACAGAGCCUUUGGAUGAGCUAUAUGAUGCAUUAGCAGAAAUUUUGUCUGCUGAGGAAUCCACCCAUUGCCACCGGAGUUAUUUGCUGCCCUCUGAAAACUCAGUCUCACUCUCUGAAAGUACAGCAAUUAUUUCUCAGGGAACCACUGGCCUUGUCACCUGGGAUGCUGCUCUCUAUCUUGCAGAAUGGGCCAUAGAAAACCCAGCAACCUUCAGUAACAGGACAGUCUUGGAGCUUGGCAGUGGAGUUGGUUUUACAGGCCUGGCUAUUUGCAAGAUGUGCUCUCCCAAAGCAUAUAUCUUCAGCGAUUGUCACAGUCAGGUUCUUCAGCAGCUCAAAGGAAAUAUCCUCUUAAAUGGCUUCUUGCUAAAGCCAGAUUUCAUGGCACCCCUGCAACCUUCAGGCAAUACUUCAGUCUCCCCCAAACCCACUGUGACUGCUAUUCAGCUGGACUGGGAUCUAGUUACUACAGAGCAACUCUCUGCCUUCCAGCCAGAUGUCGUCAUUGCAGCAGAUGUGCUAUAUGAUCCAGAAAUAAUCCUCUCUCUCAUUGGAGUGCUGCAAAAGCUCUCUGCUUGUCUAGAAGAUCAGAGAUCUCCAGAGAUAUAUAUUGCCUUCACUAUACGGAACCCUGACACAUACCAGUUAUUCAAAAUGGAGCUCAGCAGAGUUGGAAUUGGAUGGCAGAAACUUCCUAGUCAUAAUCAGAAAUUGUUUCCAUAUGAAAAACAUUCAGAGAUGGUAAUUCUAAGAUUAUUGGUGUAAAUAUUUCAAGGCUAAAGAAAAGAUGAGAUUAUUUUGAUGAGAAAGUUGUUCUAUUUUUGAGCUUACAUAUAAAACUUGAAUUGUUGGAUCAAUUAUUUCUUUUGUAAUAGGAUAUUUGUUAAUUAAGAGUUGAUUAGGAAAUAAGAUUGAUUGCAAUAGAUAAAUAUAGAAAUUUGAGAAAGCUGGAUUUCUUUCAGCAAAAAUAGAAUUUUCAAGAGAGGAUCAUGGGAAAUAAAAAAAUUUCUCAGAGGCUCUUCAAAAGGACAGUUAGACCAAUGAACUCUGAGUCUCUCUUGGUCUGUCCUGUCUCAAGGAAGGAGGUCCAAGGGGUUUUGAUUUGGAGAAUUGAAAGUUGGAGAAGAUCUGGUGAAUUUUCUACUUGAGAAAUAUCCAAAUAAGAAGGAAGGAGAUUGUGGUGCAAUAUCAUUGCUUUGCUAGUGGUGACAGAAGAGAGCAAAGUUGUAAGGAUUCUGACUAGCUGUUUUCCCAUCUAAACAGCAGGAAAGAAAUCCAAUCUUUCUCAUCAUGAUAAGUUAUAUUUUUUUAGUUUUAUAGUAGAAAGUUAGAAUUGGGUUAAUAGACAGAUAGGAAGAUAAGUUAGCCUUGAUUUUUAUCAAGGAGAAGCAGGUUCAUGCAAACCUUAAGUUGGGGUUUGGGUACAGUUAGAAAAUUUAGUAGGGUAAAUAUUAUUCUUACUUGUUUCCUUUUUCUUUCCCUUUUUCCUAAAUUUUAAUACUUCCAAUAAAGACUUUUUUAUAUAA